Psammomys obesus (fat sand rat) is the source of this 1453-nucleotide messenger RNA. RefSeq names its product ecotropic viral integration site 2A (gene Evi2a). Gene Ontology annotation, cellular component: membrane. The transcript has 2 exons. NCBI's taxonomy places the organism in Eukaryota, Metazoa, Chordata, Mammalia, Rodentia, Muridae. The record is from RefSeq and is a predicted model, not a curated record. Bases 217 to 888 code for a protein of 223 amino acids.
UUUUCCCCGUGGCAUGUGUUUGAGUUGCAGCAGAAAGGAAAUGUGUCAUCUGUGGUUUGGUUUUAAAAGUGGAAAGCUAGCUGUACGUAUCCUCUUAAAAAAACUGCAGAUUUAGUAGUCUCCAAACUAUUCUACUUAAAAUAAGAAGAAAAGAAGUGGUUUAUUAAAUAAAGAUUGUGACAGAGCAUUUUGUAAGAUAGCAGCACACCUGUGGGCAUGGAGCACACAGGACAGUACCUGCACCUUCUUUUCCUCAUGACAGCAGUGUGUUCCUCAUCUCCUGGAACAAAAGCAAACUAUGCACACCCGAGGACUAACAACAUCUCUGCCUGGGCUUCCAUGAAUCCAAACAGCACAAGUAGACCUCUGAGUGAGACCAACACAAGCCCCGUAACUCCCCCAGCCGUGGAUCACAGAAUGAGUCCUAAAAACAAGCCUGCCUCAUCUGCCACUGUGCCUGCAGCCCCUACAUCUACCCCGAAGACCUCUGUGCCCCAGGCCUCCAGAAACAGUUCUCCAACAGUGGAGAUCAAAAGUCAGGGGGAAAGUUUUAAAAAGGAUGUCUGUGAGGAAAACAACAGCAACACCGCCAUGCUAAUCUGCUUAAUUGUAAUUGCAGUCCUUUUCCUUAUCUGUACCUUUCUAUUUCUAUCAACUGUGGUUCUAGCAAACAAGGUGUCAUCUCUCAGAAGGUCAAAACAAGUAAGCAAGCGGCAGCCUCGGAGCAAUGGCGACUUUCUGGCAAGCAGUGGGCUCUGGACUGCUGAAUCAGACACUUGGAAAAGAGCAAAAGAACUCACAGGCCCCAACCUCCUGAUGCAGUCUACUGGUGUGCUUACAGCUAGCAGGGAAAGGAAGCAUGAAGAAGGAACUGAAAAACUCAACUAGGCCAUGGUUUGGAAAGGAAAUGCAAAGCAGCAAUGAGGAAAGCCAAGUUAAAAAUAAAGCUGGCUGGAGUACUGCACAGUAGUGUUUGCUCAGACGAUCAAAAGUCUGACAAGCAGCUUAGCAUCAAACAGACCAGAACGGGAGAUGUAUGUCUGCUGAAGUUACUUAAAACUGCAUUUCUGUUUCACACUUCCUAUUUUCAAAAAAAUAAAUAAAACAACAGCAGCUGAAGAAACUAAUAAAUAAGAGGUAACUAGAUAUUCCUGUUCAGCAGUGAAUGAUCUGUCUGAAUGUACAUGAACUUGGAAGAGUUCUAUGAAGCCCUUAGAGCCAAGCAGAUGCCACAGUGCCUAGCAGGAUUCAAAUUCCUAACAUGUAUAGAACUCAACUGUGUAACAUGAUCAAACAUUCUCACUAGAUGACAGAGAACCCACACCAGUUUGUAUCUUAGCACAGCUAAUGUUAGGCUACUUUACAUAAAGUACAAGACAAAAGCGCUUUUCUACUACACAUAAUAAAUUAAAACUUAAUUUUGAACAAUAAACAGAUUUUAGAACAAAGCUGA